This is a messenger RNA of Acomys russatus (golden spiny mouse), 753 nucleotides long. RefSeq names its product protein SSX1-like. The record is from RefSeq and is a predicted model, not a curated record. Gene Ontology annotation, biological process: regulation of DNA-templated transcription. NCBI's taxonomy places the organism in Eukaryota, Metazoa, Chordata, Mammalia, Rodentia, Muridae. The transcript has 8 exons. Gene Ontology annotation, cellular component: nucleus. Bases 1 to 753 code for a protein of 250 amino acids.
AUGAGGACAGACAGUUCCUGUAAAAAGAGCCCUCAGGAUAUUUGUAAACCAGAAAAGAUGUCCAAGCCCUUCAAGGAUAUUUCCAAGUACUUCUCAGAGGAAGAAUGGGAAAGGCUGACCAAAUGGCAGAAAAGUGCCUACGUGUUUAUGAAAAGAAACUACAUCAGAAUGACAAGCCUAGGGGUCACAGUUAACCAACCAGUUUUUAUGCGUGAAAAGGAACAAAUCACAGAAUCUCUAAUGAAAGAAUCUGAUGAAGAUCAUGGCCAGGAAAGAGUCAGUGGAAGGCAAGUGAGCAUCUGGAGCCACAGAUUAAGGGAAAGGAAAACACCAGUGAUAUAUGAAGAGAUCAGUGACGAUGAUGAAGAAGAAGAAGAAGAGCCACGAACAAUCUCUAUUUCCAUGGAGAGCAAGGAUCAAGCUAUGGAAUCCCUGAUCAAGAAAUCUGAUGAAGGCCUUCUCCAUGAGAGUAAAGAUGACCGUUCUGAAGGCAAGGCAGAAGGAAAAUGCCUGAAGGUACAGAAAUGGCUGGCAGGGGACGAUAAGCCCAAAGGACUGCCAGGUACAGCAUGUGGCUCAGGCCAACCUUGGAAGAAUCUGCUCCCCCUUGGCAAGCCAUCCCACUGUGAGAAGCACAGCAAGAAGUCAUCAGGAUCCAAGAAGAACUAUGAGGGUAUGAGGAGCCACGGGGUGCCAGAGAGUAAGCAUCUCCUAACCCAGGAGGAGAUCAGUGAACCCGAAGAAGAUGAUUGA